This is a messenger RNA of Ascochyta rabiei, 696 nucleotides long. RefSeq names its product lipoamidase activity, variant 2. NCBI's taxonomy places the organism in Eukaryota, Fungi, Ascomycota, Dothideomycetes, Pleosporales, Didymellaceae. The record is from RefSeq and is a predicted model, not a curated record. The transcript has 2 exons. Bases 1 to 696 code for a protein of 231 amino acids.
AUGAUCAACAUGCCUAAGACGGAGAAGGCCCCAAUCGCACACCGCAGCUCCAUCUCUACUGCAUCGGCAGCUGGUGGAAGCACACGAAGCUCAUCAUGGUCUGCGCAAGACGAUGAGGCCCUCAUCCAAGCCAGAACUCAAGGCCUCAACUGGAACCAGAUUGCGCCAAAGCACUUUCCAAGCAAGUCGCCAAAUGCUUGCCGGAAACGUCACGAGCGAUUGAUGGAGAGGAUGAAUGCCGAGCAAUGGGAUGGAGUCAAACUGGACGUUCUGGCACAAGCGUACAUGGACGUUCGCCGGGAGAUGUGGAGUCUCCUCGCUGCCCGAGUCAAUGAAAAGUGGCAAUUGGUCGAGACCAAGUGCAUGGAGAAAGGCCUCAAGAACCUGUCGCAGGCUGCUAGGUCAGCAUCGAAGAAGCAGGGCUUUCAGGGUACUUACGCCGACCACGAAGACAGCGCAAUAGGCGUUUCUGACUUCGAUGAAGAAUCAGACGAUCACCACACUGAGAUGGUAAUGCCGGUCGCGUCGGCUCAAUACCCCCAGUACGCGGGAAGCUAUCCGUCUCAGCAGCAGCGGGUACCAAGCAUCCAGUCUAUGUUACAUCAGCAUUCGAUGCAAUAUGCUUCCCACCAGCUAGUGCACCCGCACACCCACGCGCAUACACAGCCGCAGUCUGCGUUCCCUCCUUCCAACUAA